CCGUACCUAUACAUGGGGCGUGUGCUCUGUGUGCGGAGGCGGUGGGGUCAUGGCUUCCUGCAGAUGACAUCCAAUUGGGCGUGUCCGUAAAUGACACUGCUACUUCUGGGAUCCGCUGCUGUCACAUAGUACAGUAUACAGCACAGCUCCAGCCUCAGUAUACUGCACCGCUCGGUGGGGUUGGCACAAAGGUCGUCGCAAGGUCACAGUAGUGCUAUCUCUCUGCACCCUGAGGUUAUAAUAUGGCUCCCGUUACAGUAAACAAAGAAGGACACCAUGAACCAUCACAGUUGGGAGAAGGGCCCAUUCACCUUUCCAAUCCUCACCUGGAGAAAAUGAAAGAAGACAUAUUAUACCACUUUGAUCUUGGAACCAGUACACACGAUUUCCCAGCUUUGUUUGGUGAUGUUAAGUUUGUAUGUGUAGGAGGGAGCUCAUGGAGGAUGAAGGCGUUUGCUCAGUACAUUGCUGGAGAAUUAAAGCUGGGAGACCCUAAAGAUGACAUUGCCAAUAUAUGUGCAGGAACAGACCGGUAUGCCAUGUACAAAGUAGGACCAGUAUUAGCAAUCAGUCAUGGUAUGGGUAUUCCAUCUAUUUCCAUUAUGCUUCAUGAACUUAUCAAAUUACUGUAUCAUUCCAAAUGCACUGAUGUCACUGUUAUCCGUAUUGGUACAUCAGGAGGAAUAGGCAUCGAUCCAGGAUCUGUGGUGAUUACAAGCCAGUCUGUGAAUCCUUGUUUUAAACCUGAGUUUGAACAGAUAGUCCUUGGGAAGACAGUAGUCCGCAGUACAGAACUGGACAGUGAAUUAGCAAAAGAGCUGGUUCAAUGCAGUAAAGAAAUCAAUGAGUUUAAUACAGUCAUUGGAAAUACUAUGUGCACUUUGGACUUUUAUGAAGGUCAAGCACGUCUUGAUGGAGCAAUCUGUUCCUACACAGAAGAGGAGAAAAUGGAGUACUUGAAGGCAGCCUAUGAAGCUGGGAUAAGAAACAUUGAGAUGGAGUCAUCAGUGUUUGCAGCAAUGUGCAAUAUAAGUGGUCUGCGAGCUGCGGUUGUUUGUGUCACGCUUUUGAAUCGCCUGAAUGGAGACCAGAUCAGCAGUCCUCAUGAUGUCUUGGUGGAGUACCAGCAAAGACCUCAGAAGUUGGUUGGAUACUUUAUAAGAAAGCGUCUGUCUCAAGAUUAAGCUUCUAUGAUUUAUACAUAGUUUGUUAAGAUUAAGAUGUGUCACUCUGUCUCAUAGAGCUGGUCAUGUACCAUUUUACACAUAUUCUUACAUCAUAUUGUUUAAUUUCAACAUCACCCACUAUAUUUUAUACUGUACUAGCUGAGUACCCAGUGUUGCCCGGUUUUUCCUUCCUAAUCCUUGUUAAAAUAAACAAAGGAGGAAGCUUUUGACUUCAUAUCCCGUCCUUGCAUAUUGUUGUUAUAUCCCAACCCCAUAUCCUGUCCUUAUAUCCCAACCUCUUAUCCUGACCCCCUAUCCUGUCCUCCUAUCUCGACCUCCUAUCCCCUCCUCCUAUUCUGUCCUCCUAUUCUGUCCUCCUAUCUCGACCUUGAAUCUUGACCUUCUAUCCUGUCCUCCUUUCCCGUCCUCCUAUCCUGACCUCCUAUCCCGUCUUCCUAUCUCGACCUCCUAUCCCGUCUUCCUAUCUCAACCUCCUAUCCAGUCCUCCUUUCCCAUCCUCAUAUCUCGACCUCCCAUCCCGACCUCCUAUCCCGUCCUCAUAUCCUGACCUCCUAUCUCGACCUCCUAUCCCGACCCGUAAUAUGUGUACCAGGUAUUGAAAUAUCUCCAGCCGUACGGACGUUAUGUGGGAACAUACAUUUCCAAUUGAUUUGCAUGGGACUUUAAACAAAAACCCUGACCCUCCCAAAUGGGGGUAGUUAAGAGUUAAAUGAACUAUCCUAUAUUUUAAGUGGAUAUAUAAGUAUCAUGUGACCAAGUAUUAUCGAAAUAUCUCCAGCUGUUUGGAAGUUAUGCAGUAACAUAUAUUUCCCAUAGACUUGUAUGGGACUUUAAACAAAAACCCCAACCCUGGCAAAUGGGGGUGACUAAGGGUUAAAUUACCUAUCCUAUGCUUGUUGUUGACAUAUAAGUAACAUGUGUGCCAAGUUUCAUGUUAAUAUCUUUAGCCGUUUGGACGUGAUUGUGGAACAUACACACACACACAUACAUUGAGUUUUAUAUAUAUAUAUAUAUAUAUAUAUAUAUAUAUAUAUAUAUAUAUAUAUAUAUAUAGAUGUUGAGAUUAUGACUACACCGUCCUUAACACCUAUUUUGUAGUUAAAACUAUAUUUAUUGCUUUGUUUUAUUUUGUGUUUGUAUAUUUUUUAAUCAAUUUCUUUGCUAUUUCACACAGAUUUUUACUGUAUUUCCAUUUCCUUAGAUAGUUUGUAUAUAUGGUGUAUAAUUUAAACUGUAUAUCUUAACAGACUGCAAACUAUAUUAUUUUAUAGAUAUUUAUUUUUAUUCUUGAGCCCAUCAUGUAAUUAUGAAAGGAUCACAGAAAUAUUUAAGUAUUGAUGCAAAUACAACCAAGUAUUUUUUGUUAAUUAUGUUACAAAUAAAAACAAACCAUCAAGUUUUCUGUCUGUUUUUACAUUUUAAUAAUCCCUUGUGUUAAACCAAACUAUACUGUGAA
Hyla sarda is the source of this 2643-nucleotide messenger RNA. It is a transcript of the gene UPP1, whose product is annotated as uridine phosphorylase 1. The coding region runs from base 243 to 1184 and encodes 313 amino acids. Gene Ontology annotation, cellular component: cytoplasm; cytosol. Gene Ontology annotation, biological process: nucleotide catabolic process; uridine catabolic process. NCBI's taxonomy places the organism in Eukaryota, Metazoa, Chordata, Amphibia, Anura, Hylidae. The transcript is spliced from 8 exons. The record is from RefSeq and is a predicted model, not a curated record. Gene Ontology annotation, molecular function: uridine phosphorylase activity.